CGCGGGAGAGUUGGUGAAGACUCCUCAGAGUGGUGAUGUCAUUGAGGAGCGAUAAUGCAGUGGAUACUGAUUGGGGUGAUCUUCAUCCUGGCAUCUCAUCGGUCGCGGGACUUAGAGGAAUGCUGUGGCUCUCGGAACUCCUUCCUGGCGCUGGCCACUCCACUCCCACCUCAAGGUUCGGCCGUGAGUAUAAAUCCGUACAUCCGCCACUGGGAGGCCGCCAAAUACGACAGAUCCGAACUCGAAGUCGCUCAUCGUCACCACGAGUUCCAUCGUCGCAGACGUCGACAUGUGGGCUACGAUCCGUCAAAGCCCGACUAUGGUCCUGCUCAUGCCAUCAGAUUGCGUUUCUCGGCUCAUGAUAGAGAAUUCCGAUUGCUGCUCCACGAAGAUCCACAGUCGGUGUUUAGUCCAAAUGUCGAAAUUGAGAACACUCUAGGACCAUUAGACUUUGACGUGUCUCGCAUUUAUAGUGGCACUCUGGAAGAUGAUGAAAACGCGCACGUACACGGUGUUUUGACGUCAGAUAAUCUGUUUGAUGGGACAAUUUCCACCAAUGUUGAGACGUACUAUGUGGAGCCAGCACGGAAAUACUCUAAGGCCUUAGAUGAUGCUGGAAUACAUUCAAUAGUGUACAAAUUGAGUGAUGUCAAGAGCCACCCGUCACUUCAUGCUGAACACUGUGCCAGUGAAAAGUUCCAUCGAAGGCGGGUGCUCAAUAGCUACUUUGGUGGUGAGCGGAAGCGCGCUAAGCGAUGGCUCCCGGAAGAGCUGUCAGAGAGUCAAAAUCCACCACUACCAUUAGAUCUCGACGUGCCGUACAACGAUGACUUCAGCAUCAUAAAUCGCAAUAAUCGAAAUGACGACGACAAAGGCAGCAAUGCUGGAGUCAUUUCCCGCACCAAAUCGAAUCGGCAAAAUAUUCUUGUCGGCAACUACAAUCCCAAUAGUGACUUCAAUCUCCGGAACACGUUCGGCAAUCGCAAUAUAAUAGUGAGCAGUUUUGAUAAUUCAAAAGUGCCAACAACGAUACCAUCCAACUCCUCGAGACCCAGUCACAAGACUCACGUGGAGAUCAUCACGAAGCAUGGUGCCACGAAGAAGCCAAAUAUUAUUGUGAAUAAUUACAAUCCCGAUGUGAUAUUGACACACAACAACUACAACAACUACAUUCACCUUAAUGUUAAGAAUGAGCUGCUGGAGCAAUCCAAGUCGGCGUACGAUAAGAAGAGCACGUGCAUGCUCUACUUGCAGGCAGAUCACACGUUUUUCCAGAAGAUGGGCUCCGAUGAAGCCAGUAUAGAGGCCAUCACUCGCCAUGUACAACGUGCCAAUAUUAUCUACAAAAAUACAGAUUUUAACGGGGAUGGAAAGCCUGACAACAUCACCUUCAUGAUCAAGCGAAUAAAGGUGCACAAUACACAUGCACUGAAGGAUCCAACUUAUCGAUUCCCGGGAAACUAUGGCGUGGAGAAGUUUCUGGAGUUAUUUUCAGAGGAAGAUUACGAUGCAUUCUGUCUGGCGUACAUGUUCACUUAUCGGGAUUUUGAGAUGGGAACACUUGGCUUAGCGUGGACGGGAGAUCUGAAAAAUGCUGGCGGAGUCUGCGAGAAGAAUGGGCAUUAUCGUGGUUCACUGAAGUCACUGAACACAGGCAUUGUGACACUGCUGAAUUAUGGAAAGCACGUUCCACCCGCUGUAUCCCACGUCACAUUGGCCCAUGAGAUUGGCCACAAUUUUGGCUCUCCGCAUGAUCCAGAACAAUGUACGCCGGGUGGAGAAGAUGGAAAUUAUAUUAUGUUCGCGAGGGCCACAUCCGGCGAUAAGCGGAAUAACAAUAAAUUCUCCCCGUGCUCGCUGAAGGCUAUAGAGCCAGUGUUGAACGCCAAAGCGCGCAGCGCCAAGGGAUGCUUUACCGAACCACAAGCGUCCAUAUGUGGCAAUGGCGUGGUGGAGGAUGGCGAGGAGUGUGACUGCGGCUGGGAGGAGGAUUGCAAAGACAAGUGCUGCUAUCCCAUGUCUCGCCAUCCUAGUAUUGACGAGAAGCCGUGCACGCUGACGCCACGGGCGCUGUGCAGCCCAUCUCAGGGCCCGUGCUGCACCGUGGGUUGCACUCUCAAGUUAGGUGACAAGUGCCGCGAUGACAACGGCUGUCGUGAUCCCAGCUUCUGUGAUGGGCGGAUGCCACAGUGUCCGCCGUCGGUCAACAAGCCGAACAAGACAAUCUGCAACAAGGAGUUCGUGUGCUACAUGGGCGAGUGCACGGGAUCCAUUUGCCUGGCCUACGGUCUGGAGUCGUGCCAGUGCAUCCCGGGGCCCUCGGAUCCCACCACGAAGUCCUGCGAGCUGUGCUGCAAAGUUCCGGGCGAGAACAACAUCUGCAAGAGCUCCUUCCUUUGGAAUGAACCACCAUACGACGUGCCCGACAUGUUUGCCAAACCAGGCACUCCAUGCAAUGACUACAAUGGAUACUGUGACGUGUUCCAGAAGUGCCGUGAAGUGGAUCCCUCCGGACCGCUGGCCACGCUGCGGAAACUCCUGCUGUCGGACGAGAGCAUAGCCUCGUUCAAGAAGUGGGUUCAAUCUAAUUGGUACACAGUGGUGCUCAUCAUUAUUGCCAUUCUGGUGCUCCUGGUGCUGAGUACGAAGCUGCUGGGCAAGAAGUCGAACCUGAAACUGAAAACAGUGACAAUAAUACACAGUGCGACAACGGAGACGGUGCGACUGCCGGAGGACAACAACGGCGUGAUUGUUCACACGGCCGUGAGGACGAAGGUGCCGCUGAAGAAGAAGGUACGCGGCGAGCGCUCCAAGAAGUCCAAGUUAACAAAUCAGGUGGCGGACGGUCAGCCGUCCACGAGCCAAAAGACGAAGCCCAGCAAGAGGGUGGCCAAGAGUCGCGAGAGUCCCAAGAAGGUGAUCAAGGCGAAGAAGAAGACGCGCGUGUCAGCGCCUGUGGUGGCGGAGGAGCAGCAACAAAAGCCGCUAGUUACUGAGCUGAGCACGAAGAGGCAGAAGAAGGACAAGAAGACACACAAGGAGAUCAUUGACUACAGCAACAGGACGGAGAAUCACAGCAACACAUUCAGCAAGGUGCACAAGUGGCUGCUGGAGUCUCCGAUAGUGUCACAGCCAGUCACGCAGGUGCAGCACAGCGGCAAAGUGGCGAAUCUCAUGAGCAAGAGUCAGUCUACGCCGGAGAGAUUGACUCAGAGGUCGCCAAAGAAGACGAAAUCUGUGGGAAAUCUCAAUGACAAGGUGAAACUGCAGGUGGUGUACAAACCUCCGUUCAAGUUCAGCUUGAAGCUGUCGAAGAAUCAGUCCGUGAAGACACACGUGAUUGGGAAUCGGGUGGGAAGGAACGCGAGGAAGGUUGUCGGGAGGAUAGAUAAGAAACGCGUUGGCGUACUAAAUGUUGAUCCGGAUACAACGAGGAGACGCACAGCCCUGCUCAUUCGCACUGAAGAAGUGCCUAAGGAGGAGGAACCAGUGAUCAAGGCUCCCAGCGAGCCCAACUAUGAGACUGUGGAGGGCGAGGCACCGUUCUAUGAGAACGUCAACACGGGUAUCAACACUGCCACCUUUCGUGUGGCGAAGAGCUCAAGCGGGGGACAUGUGGACAGUCUGAAUCGCACUAGCAGCCACAAAUCCAACUCCCUGGGCGGCUCCAGUGGCAGCAAUACACUUGAGACAACGAUGCGGAGUCGAGGAAGAUCCGCCAUGCGGGGCAGUGCCACGAACUUGAGCAUGAAGGACUGGCGUGGAAGUGGGCAGAACCUCACUCGCCACUCUGGGGAGGGACUAAUGCGCUCCAGCACCACGAAUCUGAUGUCGCGAUGCCGCGAAGAGGGCAGUCUGGGUCGCGAGAGGAGUCACAGGCUCUCCAGUGGGACUCUGAAUAUUGAUGACGCGUCAAUGCAGCGUCGAAGCAGGAAGAAUAGCACGGCCAGUGUGGCAAAGGUGCCCAUCUCGCGUGCGGCCAGCAACAGCAACCUGAAGAUCCCCUCGCUGAGGCGCGGCAGCAUCGGGAACAUUCCCAGAGCCAGUCUGAAUGCCAGCUACACGAGACAGAACUCCCUGCAGGCGCCGCGGAGUUCUGUGCAGGCCUCGGCGAGGCCGCACACUUCUGGUUGUGACGACGCGACGCCCUUCGAGUGGCCGCCGGUGAAGCGGGCCCGAGAAGAGCCUCUGCCGUCGGAUCUGGAGGUGAUGUGCUCGGACGUGGAGAAUCUGGUGCACGAUCGAUAGAAUCGUCUGUCAAUUAGGGCGCGCAGGCAAUUCCCCCUUGUCAAUUGGCAGAAAUUGACUGCAAAGUCUGAUAAUCCCCGGCGGAGCCCUAUCAUUUGCGGGGCGCGCCGAGGAAAAUGAAUAGGUUUUGUGUGUUUGCGGACACUCGAGUGACGGGGAGAUUUAUGUGAGUGGGUGAGUGGUCGUGUGUCCCUCGAAGUGGGAAUUAUUGGUCCAAAUUGCCGCCCACCUCCCCCACGAGGGCAGCCGAGAAGACAGUCCUGACAAUCCAAUCUUCUCACCCAGUGAUUGCGUUUGAAAAAUUAAUAUAUCGAGUGGUCGGCGAGGGGCGGAGGAGCAGAGAAGAAGAUGAAAAUGGAAAUUCUAGUAAAUGUGCCAAUUCAUUUCUUUUGUAACUUCUUCCAUUAGUCCUAUUUUAAGUUUGUCUCUCGGGAUCUUCUGGCGUCACUCACUCUAUUAUUAUUAUAUUGUGCGAAUAGGAGAAAAAAAACAGCAAGAAAUGCGAAAAUGAGCGACAAGAACAACAGUUAAAGUCUCAGUGCGGAAAAAGAACCUGGAUUAUUUUGAAUGCAAAAAUCUUCGUGUAUGUUUUAUUCCAGAGUUUUCGAGUUUUCUCAUUAAAACCGCUCUUAAUUUGAAGCCUAAUUACUGCCAUUCGUAUAGAUGAUUCUGUGUAAUAUUGAAGUACUUAUCUAGAUAUUUUCUUGCCAAGCAGCCGAAAAAUCAAAGUUUAAAAUAAGUAAGGAAUUUAUUUAAAUACAAAUUAUUCGUGUUCACUCAAUCAGAGAAAAUUGAAUAAUUUUAAAUUAAUUCCUAAAUCUAAUGUGUUAUUAAAGGUAAAAUACUCAAAUUUAAAUUAAAUUCAGGUUCUUUUUCCAGAAAAUCAUAUCGAUAUAAGUUACAUUACUAGUAAUUAUAGGCAUACAUGAGAACAUGAUACUUAGCAUAGAAUCACAGCAAGUGAGUUUUGAAAGUAUUGAAUUGUGUAGGUUUAGCGGGUGAAAUGGGACGAACGAGCACUAAUGAAGAGGAAUAACAUAACUUUGUUAUAUUUCCAUCAGGGAAUUAACGAAUUAGCCAAUAGAUAAACAAUAUGAAUUAAAUAAUAUCUAGAAAUAAUUGUACAUAUUAAUGAAGCCUAAAAAAAAUCUUUUAAAAAUGAAGAAAUAUCACUUAAACCAAUAAUGACGCUUUGACUGUGUAAUUAAAAUAAAGAAGAAGAAACUGUAUAAAUAACAAAUUUUAGAUAUUUAAAUUGAGAAUUUAUAUAUAAAAAAAAGCAUUCCAUUUUUAUUUCAGUGAUUAUUUUAAAUCUUUUCCUCUCCGAAUAUUUGAAUAUAUGAAAUUGUUUAAUGUGCCUAGUCCGUUCUUCGAAACAAACCUUCUUAUAAAAGCGCGUUUAAAGUAUUGCCUCAAUUUUUGAGGUGAAUAUAAAAUCAAUUUCCCUCGUAUUUUGUCGAUGUGCAAGAUCCAAAUUGAGAACAAAACACUCAAGAAGGAAAAUAGAAGCUUCCAAGUCUUUUGAAGAAAACAAGAAGAAGAGAUAUUUUUAAUGAGAGAGAGAGAGAAAGGAGAAAAUUAUUACCUAUUGUGAACACUCUAAAGUAAAAUUUAUAUUUCACAGGAAUAUCGGCAGAUUUUCCCGUGAAAACACUACACAAAACGCAGAUUGUAAGAGAUUAUAUAUACAUAAUGAAUAUAUUUUUAAUCGUUUCCUCUAAACAAGAAUACACCUACCGAGCCAAAAAAGGAAAGGAAUAGCAUUAUCUAUUGAACCUGACGUGAAACAUCUGAAAAGUAUAAGAUUAUCGCACUGUCUUUUAGUAAUUAUUCAAAUUCUAGCUACACUUCACCUUGCUGUGUUUUUCCACGAAGAGCGACAAUUAAAAGAAAAUCAUGAAACGAUUUGAAGAUAUUCAUAAAGUGUUUUAAUUGACAAGAACGUCGCAGAAAAAUUCUUAAUUUUUCUACUCAAGCAGACAAAUUACACAUCAUUUGUUCACUUAAGACAAUGACAAAAACAAGAGAAAUUAUUAAUACUUCAGUAAACAGAAAAAUACAAACGAAAAGAACAUAACGAUAACUUGUACUUUUGUAUUACUAAUAAAUGGAAUUAAUAUAUUGCAAAA
This is a messenger RNA of Phlebotomus argentipes, 6377 nucleotides long. RefSeq lists its product as uncharacterized. The record is from RefSeq and is a predicted model, not a curated record. NCBI's taxonomy places the organism in Eukaryota, Metazoa, Arthropoda, Insecta, Diptera, Psychodidae. Gene Ontology annotation, cellular component: plasma membrane. Bases 55 to 4248 code for a protein of 1397 amino acids. Gene Ontology annotation, biological process: membrane protein ectodomain proteolysis; Notch signaling pathway. The transcript is spliced from 11 exons. Gene Ontology annotation, molecular function: metalloendopeptidase activity.